Messenger RNA from Fragaria vesca subsp. vesca, 696 nucleotides. Its product is annotated as F-box/kelch-repeat protein At3g06240-like. The coding region runs from base 1 to 696 and encodes 231 amino acids. The record is from RefSeq and is a predicted model, not a curated record. Lineage: Eukaryota; Viridiplantae; Streptophyta; Magnoliopsida; Rosales; Rosaceae. The transcript has a single exon.
AUGGACGACCAAAACAAGGAUGAAGCCAUUGAAGUGAUUGAAGAAAAGGGACAGCGUCUUAUGUUUACUGACAAAGCACGUAAACGCAUCUACUCUGUGAAGCUUGUUCAGUUCCUCAACUAUAUUCCUGGACCUUAUUCGGAGGAGCUCGAUUUUGUUCGUAGCAGUAUAGGAAGUGCUUGGGCUCCCGUUGUCCUUUCCUGCAAAAACAUUCUGAUGUGCAGGUUAGAUUCUAGGUUCCAUUUGGUUAACCCUUUAACCAAGGAAAUGAAGAAAGUACCAAAUUCACCACAAACAAAGAAGUCUUAUUCUUGGGAGGUACAUGGGUUUGGAUUUGAUGACUCCACUAAUCAAUACAAGGUGGUUGAAGCGAAGGGAUGCACAGAUGGACUUGUGUUUAGUGUCUAUGAAUCUCUGACUGAUUCUUGGAGAAAGAUCAAGGGCAUGUUUCCGUACAAAGAACCUCGUCUUUGCAAGAAGAGUGGCACGGUACUGAAUGGGGGUGUUCAUUGGUUCGUCAAGCGAGAUGAAUCCUUGGUGAUUAUAUGUUUCCGCUUAGCAGAGGAAGAGGUUACAGAAAUCCAAGUACCACCAAAUUGGAACAAUCAAACAGUAGAACUGGGCCUCUUCAGAGAUAGCUAUGUAUUACAUCAAUCUCAGUAUCAGGAGAAUUAUGCAGUGAGACGUUUUGGGUGA